AUGUGUCGGCUCUAUCACGUUAACUGUAGCUGCUUUCAACAUAGAAGCGGUGAUCCUCUCGCAGUACUAGGUUUUCCGAGAACAGUCGCAACCAUUCUCGUCAACUGCGAGGACAAUUCUCAAAGUCACUUUGGUUACAACCACUCAGUGGCUAAUCCACCAUGUCUAUCCCAGCCAGCAACGACUCUAGUCCAGGACGGCUUCUGCUCCCAUUGUCUCUCUUCUCGAACAUGGACGGGAGUAGGUCCUCGACCAGAUGCAGAGAUGGUUGGAAUUGGAGAGCAGAUCGCUACCCAUGCCGAAGAGUUCUCGACAAUCUUCGGAAGAUAUUUGCGAAGUUUCGAAUCCGGUAUACCUGAGAUCAACGCUUUCCGAUUGUUCGACCGUCGAGUUCGAGAAACCUUCGAUUACGUGUUCUUGGCUAUCGCAAAUCUCGCUUUUGAGAUUUAUCUCAGAGAAUCGGAUGCACGAGCACAAGGCGCGCGAUAUGUGUAUCCAAAUAAGAAUGCGAUUAUUAAUCUGUGGAAGCACCUGGGAGUUGUUCGACGGUACAAUAUGGUCGCGGAGGCUAACGCUCCAGUUCGAGAAGUGUCACCACCUCUUCCACAACUUCUCGAGCAUGCCGAGCUUUCCGAUCUGACCGAGGAGGACUGUUGUAUCCGCGGCAAUCCCAUGGGUAGACGUCGAGAACGACAAGAAGACCAAAGAGCAGAGUAUCCGUGCAAGACACCUUGUGGUCAUGUAUUUGGAUACAAUUGCAUCUACAACUGGAUCAUCGGACACCAGAAUCACAACUGUCCCAUGUGUCGAGCGACAUUUUCUCCAUCGACGUAUCAAUUUCCAGACCAAGAUGAUGGAUCUCGAAUGUGGUUGGUGGUUCUGAUACAGGAUAUAAAUAUCUAUCCUACGCCUCCUCCUACAUUGCCUCCCCCACGAACCCCCUCGUUGCCUCCGACCUUGGCUUCUUCAUCCUCUCGAGGUGAAUCGCGAAGAAAUCUAUCAAAUUGA
This is a messenger RNA of Hymenoscyphus albidus, 1008 nucleotides long. NCBI's taxonomy places the organism in Eukaryota, Fungi, Ascomycota, Leotiomycetes, Helotiales, Helotiaceae. The record is from the annotation of a GenBank genome assembly.